Messenger RNA from Drosophila serrata, 1239 nucleotides. RefSeq names its product intraflagellar transport 57 (gene IFT57). Gene Ontology annotation, cellular component: microtubule organizing center; intraciliary transport particle B; cilium. Lineage: Eukaryota; Metazoa; Arthropoda; Insecta; Diptera; Drosophilidae. Gene Ontology annotation, biological process: intraciliary transport; non-motile cilium assembly. The record is from RefSeq and is a predicted model, not a curated record.
AUGCAGCAAGAGGAAGUCACCGGCGAGAAAACCCAACAGCAGUUGCAAAACUUUCAAUCGGAUGACUUGCUGGAAAAACUUAAAUUACUCAAUUACGAAAAGCAUUUGUUAAAGGAAUUUAAACUUAAGCCUUUAUCGCGUUUUUACUUUGUAAAGGCCACGAAUCCCGGUGAGCAAUUCUAUAUGUUCACUUUGAUAUGUUGGUGGCUCUGCAAGAAGCUAGGCAAGGAUAUGGAGCGGCCGCAGGAGUAUGAUGAUCCCAAUACAGUGGCAGCCAAAAUAAUACAAAUGCUUGAGGAGAUUGACGUCCCUGUGGAUUUCCAACCAAAUAAGCUUAUACGCGGAGCCGGGCCCAUUUGCCUCAUGGUCCUGGAUGUCCUCUCCACCCAGGCCUGCAAGGUGGCCAAGGUCGGGUUUCAGCGGCUCCACAUUGCCCAGGAGGAGGAGUUCCUUGGGGAUUAUCUCGAGGAUAAUGCUGAGAUUAUAUUGGAAAAACUGGAGGAUGAACAGAAUGCCGCCGCCUUGAGCGAUGACAGUGAUAUGGAACUGGAGGCUCAUAAUUUCCGGCAACUCAAUUGGCUAAAUCGUCCUCAAAAGAAGUCCAUUGGCGAUGUUAAUCUGGAUGAGCGAAAUCAGGAGCUGGAUGCCCGGCUAAGUGACCAUCAGGAGUGGCAUUUGGAAUUGGAAAGAGUGCUACCACAUCUCAAGGUGUUUGUCAAGGCCGAUGCCCGUGACUGGAGGACGCACAUCACCCAAAUGGAGCCUUUAGGAGCAACAUAGCAGAGGCAUCGGAAACCACCCAAGUCAGCUAAGAAGCUGCACAGCGAGUUUACUUUUAGUUUGGAGAAAGUCGAGAGCCGGGAGAAGCAUCUGAAUAAUGAGCUACAGCCACUGAUUCAACAGUUUAAGGAACUAUCCAUCGAAUUAUCCACGAUUCAAUAUGCCCAGAAUCAAAUCCAGGCGGAUACGGAGAAGCAAACGGCGCAGCUCAGUGAGGUCAUGAUGGAGCAGGAACUGAAGAAGGAGGAAAUGGAGCGACGAGGACAAGUCAUGUCGAUGGAAGUGAGUAUGGAAGGGGGUUCAGUCCAACAGAUCAAGAAAUCGAUUGCCAAGCUAAAGGAGGACAUUGCUCAACUCAAUUUGGAGGUGGCUCUUCUGGUGCAUGCCCACGAUCAGGACAUUGUGGUGCGGCAGUUGAUCAGCGAUCAGCAAACCACCGAUGUAACAAACAAUCCAUAA